AUGAUUACUUCCCAGCCUGCUCUCUACGGCCAGAGCUUCCCAAUGGCGCCUCCACAGUCUGGCCUCCCUCCCUCUGCCUCCGCCGCUUCCUCGUCCUACACAAACCUCGCCCUCCAGAAGCCCACCAACGGCGUCGCAUCCAGGGACGGCCUCUUCACCAGUCCCACCGAAUCCGAGUUUUCAGAGGGUGCAGACCAGCUCGACCCUGUCCGGUCGUGGGAUGAGAAAAAGGUCGGCGAGUGGCUGCAUAGCAUACGAUGCGGGCAGUAUGAACCCCUCUUCAAAGCAAACCAUUUCACGGGUGACAACCUGCUUGACUGUGACCAGAAGAUCCUCCAGGAGAUGGGCAUCAAGAAGGUCGGAGAUCGGGUCCGAAUAUACGUUGCCGUCAAGCAGCUACGGAACAGAGCCAUCACAUACCGCAAAAAGAAGAAUAGGGACUCGCUGGCCGCCUUGGAGGCUUCGAGAUACACGCCACCGUCGUCAGAAACUUCUCGGCUGUCAAGCAGCAACAAUAAUAACAGCAGCAGCAGUCGAUACCAGCCCUCGGGUCGCCAGUGGUCUCGCAAUGAGCCUCCUACUCACACCUACAACCCCACAAAGCCGUCGUCGAGGCCUAAUUCCCCCUUGGCCGAGCCUGACCGCCAGCUCCGGCAGUACCGAUACAAUGGUGCCAGUCCCAUGGAGUCAAUUCGCCGUGAACAGGGACCAAACUACUUUGGAUACACUCACUCGAACUCCAGCACCUCCAGACACACCACGGCCUCCAACGACCAGCCUCAGGCUCCCCGGACGGUAGCCCAUAUUCGUCAGAACCCUAGCAACGAUGGACUCACCAUAAGCUCACUACCAACCCAUUCCCCCGUUAUCAGAGUUAUACAUACCGGCGGACAGACCAAGGCACUCAACAUCAAGCAGUGUAAGACUGCUGACGAUAUCAUGGUCUCCGUCCUGAAGAAGCUGCUCAUUCCGGAGAGCCACUACAAAAACUACUGCUUCUACGUUUUGGACGGCCUUGACUCGAACCCAGCAAACUGCAGGCGCAUCUCGGACGUCGAGUUACUGCAGAUAUGCGAUGGCUCUAACAGGUCUGAGCGCGGUCGUCUUAUUCUGCGAAACAUUCAUGCUGGAGAACCAGAUCUGGACGAACUUGAGCUUGCUGCUCGUCUAGCUACGGACGAGAGCCAGGUUGCCCACAUGAAUGCCAUGAACACAACCAACCUGCGGAACCAGAUCAAGCUGCAGAAGCUUACCGGAGAGUCCUGGGACCACUUGCGGCAGCCCAUGUCGCCCAUCACCGAUCGUUCACGCGAAGACUAUCGACGUGCGCAGCAUAACGAUGCCACAGAACGUGACCAGAGCACCAAGUUACGCUCGUUCUUUGGUGCACGCCCGCCAAGUGAGAUGAUCAUCCACGAGCUCACCUCUUAUUUCCCCAGUCACCAGAAGGAAGACAUCGAAAAGACCAUGCGGCUGUCUGUCCGUCGAUCACAGCGCAUGAGUCGAGCUGCAAGCCGCCUGUCCGUCAUGAGCGGCGUCAGUCUAGCUUCGAGCAUGAAAGACGCUCCGCCGAUCCCCAGCAUCGCAGACACAUGGCUAUCUGCUGGCACACCUUCUAAUCCCCCUUCCCGCGCUGGUGGUCGACCCUUGUCCGUCUCCAGAAUCAACAUCCCUUCAACCUCUUACCGAGACUCCAUUGCUUCAUCUGCACUGGAGCCCCUGCAGGAAGAGUCUCCCAUCCAGGACAGCCGCAAAUCUUAUGUUUCCUUUGAUGAUAAUUCAGAUAACCCUAUCAUCGAAGAACCGGAACGUCACACGUUCUUAGAUGAGACACUCAGCGUUACUGCAACCGAUGGCGGCGGAUCCAUGAGCGAGCGUCUCAGCAUGAUCGUGGCCGAGGAUGGGGACGAGGUAGACGACGGCCUAGCUGAUUUCCUCGCUGGCAACAACUUCGGCAACAAGAACUGGAUGAAGGGCUCUCUGAUCGGUGAAGGUUCCUUCGGCAGCGUCUUCCUCGCUCUCCAUGCCGUUACAGGAGAACUUAUGGCCGUCAAACAGGUCGAACUACCCUCCGCUACCAAGGGUACCGAGUUCGACCAGAAGAAGAACCUCAUGGUCUCCGCCCUUAAGCACGAGAUCGGCCUCCUCCAGGGCCUUCGCCAUGAAAACAUCGUGCAGUACCUAGGCACCUCCACAGACGACCAGUACUUGAACAUUUUCCUCGAGUACGUGCCCGGAGGGUCCAUCGCAACAAUGCUAAAACAGUACAACACCUUCCAAGAACCUCUCAUCCGUAACUUCGUUCGCCAAAUCCUCGCCGGCCUCGAGUACCUCCAUUCCAGUGACAUCAUACACCGCGACAUCAAAGGCGCCAACGUCCUCGUCGACAACAAAGGAGGUAUCAAGAUUUCUGACUUCGGUAUCUCCAAACGCGUCGAAGCAUCCACCAUGCUUGGCUCUGGCGCAAAAGGCCCAUCAAACCACCUACACCGCCCUUCCCUCCAGGGCAGUGUGUACUGGAUGGCUCCCGAAGUCGUGCGCCAAACAGCUCAUACCAAAAAGGCCGAUAUAUGGAGUCUAGGCUGUCUUGUUGUCGAGAUGUUCAUUGGCGUCCACCCGUUCCCGGAUUGCAGUCAGUUACAAGCCAUCUUCGCCAUUGGUAACAACCAGGCUCGCCCACCACCACCAGAGAACGCAAGCAAAGAGGCCAUGGCCUUCUUGGACAUGACUUUCGAAAUUGAUCAUGAGAAACGGCCGAGUGCACAUGAGUUGUUAAGCAACCCUUUCUUGGAAACCAUUGCUUGA
Molecule: messenger RNA, 2805 nt
Organism: Nannizzia gypsea CBS 118893
Lineage: Eukaryota; Fungi; Ascomycota; Eurotiomycetes; Onygenales; Arthrodermataceae
Product: ste/ste11/ste11-unclassified protein kinase
Exons: 4
Coding region: 1-2805 (934 amino acids)
Biological process (GO): protein phosphorylation
Molecular function (GO): protein kinase activity; ATP binding; protein binding
Source: RefSeq, a predicted model, not a curated record